Molecule: messenger RNA, 3577 nt
Organism: Paralichthys olivaceus (Japanese flounder)
Lineage: Eukaryota; Metazoa; Chordata; Actinopteri; Pleuronectiformes; Paralichthyidae
Gene: s1pr3a
Product: sphingosine-1-phosphate receptor 3a
Biological process (GO): adenylate cyclase-activating G protein-coupled receptor signaling pathway; regulation of metabolic process
Cellular component (GO): plasma membrane; cytoplasm
Molecular function (GO): sphingosine-1-phosphate receptor activity
Source: RefSeq, a predicted model, not a curated record
CCUUAAUGAAGGUUUGAGGAAGUUUUUUCGGUGAUUGGAAAAGAGGAAAAGACAUGGACUUUUGUCUACAAGUCUACUUCAUUUUGGCAUCUUUUUUUACCAGCACAUCUUUAUGCAGGAGAGAAAAAAACCUUUAAAAACUUAACACCGCCUGGAUGUUUAGAUGAAGGCAAUAACUUCACAAGGUCCCUGACUAAUGAGGCUGUAAAAUGACUGCUCUAAGACUGCCGGGCUAAGCAGCCUGACCUCCCUCAUCUGUGUCCAGUGCUGUGGCUCCCUCUGCUGAGCAACUAAGGAAGGCCAGGAGUAGCAGGCAGUAUGGGCAACACACUGGAGGAAGGGAUGAAUACUGUCAUCGUCAGACACUACAACCACUCAGGGAAGUGGGAUCGACCUCGCAGCAGCGAGGCCUGUAAGAUGGCCGUGCUGCUCUUCAUCUGCGUGCUAAUCGUCCUGGAGAACGUCACAGUCCUGCUCGCUCUCUGGAGGAACAAGCGCUUCCACAGCCGCAUGUACUUCCUCAUUGGUAACCUGGCGCUGUCAGACCUUCUGGCUGGUGUGGCCUAUGCGGUGAACAUCUUUACCUCGGGAAAGAACACCUACUUCCUUACGCCGGUGCAGUGGCUGGCCAGAGAAGGGAGCAUGUUUGUGGCCCUCAGCGCCUCAACCUUCAGCCUCCUGGCCAUCGGGAUUGAGAGGCACAUGACUAUGGUGCGAUUGCGUCCCUGUGAGACGGCAGGUCGAGGGAGGCUCCUAGGACUGUUGGCAGCCUGCUGGCUUGUGUCAGUGCUGCUCAGCGCUCUGCCCAGCCUGGGGUGGAACUGCCUGAACAAUCUGGCCUCCUGCUCCACGGUGCUGCCGCUCUACGCAAAGAGUUACGUGGCCUUCUGCAUCAGUGUCUUCAGUGCUCUGUUGGUGGCCAUCAUCAUCCUCUACAUCAGGAUCUACCGCCUGGUGACCUCAAGCGGUCGCAGGGUGAGCAGUCGGCCUUCAGAGCGCUCACUGGCCCUGCUACGGACAGUGGUUAUCGUUCUUGGAGUGUUUGUCAUGUGCUGGGCACCGCUCUUCCUCCUGCUGCUGCUGGAUGUGGGUUGCAGCCCAUAUAAGUGCCCUGUGCUCUACCAGGUGGACUGGUUCAUCGCUCUGGCUGUGCUCAACUCUGCCCUCAAUCCUCUAAUAUACACUCUGUCCAGCAGGGAGAUGAGAGCUGCCUUCUUCCGGCUGCUGUGCUGCUGUCAGACCAGUUUGGAGUCCACUGGCUCUCCUGUUGUGGGCAACCUCCAUCUGGGCACGGUCAUCCCCACAGCAGAGAACAGCAAGACCAGUCUGGGUGGAGGAGGGGGCAGUGGUACUGGCAAGUCCACACUGAAUCGAGAAAAGGUUCCCGCACCUAUGAACUCCGACAACAAGAACGGAGACCCCUCUGCCACUGCUGUGCAGCACCACUCUGGGCCUACAGACCUGCUCUCAGCCGUGUUGAAGGCCGGGGUGCGGUCGCCCCUCAGCAAGUUCUAAGUGGAAGCACUUUAAUGAAGCCUUUACGACAAAUUGAUGUAGACAUAGAACUGACACGAUCCUGCGAUCAGCCACUUUUUGUUUAUGCACUAUGACCAGUGUAGCAUGGAUGUGAAUAGCAUAAAUAUUACAUUUGGAUCAGGUUUUAGAUUAGGGUACAAUCCAAAUCGUUAUUUAGCCACUAUUUACAACAAUUCCACAUUAUUGCUCACAUUACCAGAUUGACUGAAACCCUAGAGUGAUCAAAUUUAACAUUUCAAAACUAUGAAAAAUAAUAGGACAGUUUCCUGGACCUGGGAAUAAACUAAGCCCCAAAUUAAAUGCUGUGAUAUUUUAACAAUAUUUGUAGGCGUUGUCUGGCCUGGCCUGUAGCCAAAGGUUUCUUUUUCUUUAUCCCUGAAUAAUUCUCCACUUCCAGCCUUUUAUCUUUAUGUAAAUAAACAUGUCAAUGUUAUACUUACAUGUAUAAUGAAGAGGCAAGACCAAUCAAAGAGGGUUCACAGGAUAAUACUCAAGUCUCUAUUGACUGACAGGUCUCUGUCAAUAAUAUAAUUGAUGGGAUUACUUUGCCAAAUGCUCGCUCACACAGUCAGUUUGGGUAAAUAAUGGAUAUACAUAGAUUCUUUUGCCAGGUAAAGGGGAUGAAAAUGCAGCACAAACAUCCAUUGAUGCUGAGCCAUAAAAACAAGAUAGUUAAAUAUCUGUAUGAGUUGAAAGUUACAUAAACAUGAUAUGAGCAGAGCAUAUGCAAUACACAGCUAACUUUGCAUUGCACUGCAGACAGUUUAUAUCUGUAGCAGUGAUCCCUCUAGUCAUUCAAGCCUGAUAUUGUAUUAGAUAGCCAAAUCUAUUUAGAUUUUUUCACUCAUGAGAGAUUUAUAAACUACAAAAAUUUAAACUGCAAAAUAAACACAGAAUCUACCUGAAUUAGAUGUGUCACUCUCACAUUUUGGUUAUAAAAAAAUGUGGUAAACUGGAAUAAAGAGUCAAACUCACAUUAUCUGUGUACAGUAGAACAGGUUAGUGUUUGACUUAAUCACUCCCCUCGAUAGGAUUACAUAGAUAUGAUUGUUGAGAGUGAGGUAUGUCACGUGGUGUAUGUCACAUGAUUGAAGCUCCAUUAGUGAGGGCUACUGCGGACUGAUGCCUUUCAACAUUGAAAAGUAACAACAAUAAUAAUAAUAAUAAUAAAUUAAAUCAAUAACCAAUAAAAAAACAAGUUUUACAUUUUAGUGUAGCUCUCUAACGCACAGAAACAGGAGUAUUUACGUUUUUUGAAGUGUUUUGGAGACAAACCUGGGCUCACCUCCUGAGGUUUAACAGUCCAGUCAACGCCCCUAUUAAUAUCAGUAACAGUAUACUUAUAUGCAUCAGUGUUGCUUCUGUCAAUGUCUUUCUUUUUUUCAUUAUAUGCAGGGCACUAUGUUUUUUUUGUGCUAUGUGCAGAUUCUUGUUAAACAGCAGCAUUUUCAAUCACAGUUUGAAUUGGCAAACUAUUUAUUUUCUAUGAAAACAUUUGGCAUCUUGAUACUUUAAACCAUUUGGUAGAAUAUUUUUUUGCUUUGUGUGCAUAAAAACCCUCAUGGUACUUGGACUUACUUCAUAUGAGUUUUGUUAUGAUUUGAGAUGCACUGUAAGAUUCUGUCAGACCAGCGGCCUCUUGAGGCUAUGAUGCUCAUCACACACCAGAACACUAAACCUGUCACAUGGAUGUUAUUACUAGAUUCUUACCACUUGUGGGUGAGGACAUCAAAUUUGCCCUGAAGGUGGCGCUACAGGAAAAGCAAUGUUUUAACAUGAAGUCGGAAGAGAUUCUGGUUUUAUUAUAACCACCAGUUUUGGACAAUUCAGGCUGCAGCUGUCAGUUGGUUCAUCUCUCAUCUGUUUCAGCGAUAAUAACCACACUGAAGACAUCUCUCACUUCUCAUCAGCACGUGUAGAAACCACUUGCAUCAACUAACCACUAGUGACUGAAAUGAGAUGUGAAUAAUUUAAUGGUGGACUGUAAAUGACAAUUCUGCCUUGGGUGAUGUAGUGCCUUAUACGUUUAUAUAGCAAAAUA